Orbicella faveolata is the source of this 2676-nucleotide messenger RNA. RefSeq lists its product as uncharacterized. The record is from RefSeq and is a predicted model, not a curated record. Lineage: Eukaryota; Metazoa; Cnidaria; Anthozoa; Scleractinia; Merulinidae.
CUUCAACUGAACCACUCUGUUGAAUUUGAUUUUGUGAUAGGACGAAUCGAGAAAGACGACGCAAGAAGUAAAAUCAUCACAGAGCAGCGAAGAAGAGAUUUUAUACAUUGAGGAGAAACAAAUGGAUCUUUUCGGUGGGGACAUCCAGUGUAGUGGAGAAGAAACUUGUCGUGAUUUUCCACCUUCGAGCACAGAGCAGGCGAAAAUUAUCUGUAAUUCCUUUGGUUCACGCUGUAAAGGAUUUGUUUAUACAUUACAGACAGGAAGAAUGUGCCUUAAACAAGAAUUGACGGGUAAAAUGAUAUCUUCACCUGCUCACUCGCUGUUUAUAAAGAAAGCCUUUUAUCGAGGGCAACAUGAGACCUGCGCAGUAGCAUUGAACCAGUUCCAGUCCUCCGCUGGCGAAUGCCGCCUUCCUGAAAUGGAUCCGAACGACGAGGACGUAAAAAAGCUUAUAGGGCAACCAACACCACUUCAGUGCCCAGGUGUCCAGCUAACGCGUUACCGGGGAGGAAUCUUGGAGCUAACUGAAGAGGCAAAUAAAGCUGGAAAUAUUGUAUCCAUGAUGUAUCAGCCUAUAUACCGCCCUAAACAGAGAGACUGGGGAUUUGAGCUGGGAAAGGAGAUCAGCCUGCAAGCACAAGAGCGCAAAUUCGAACUUCAGUCAGAAUUCAUCCGCGUGCAACUGGCCACUUCAGAGGGCGCCAAACACGUGGAAUACCACGCCCAAAUCAUUCCCAGAGCCCCGGAGCAGGCCAAUAGCAAAGCAGGACUCCCAUUGAGUGUUGUCAUCAUAGGGUUUGACUCCCUCUCAGCAGUUCAUUUCCAAAGAGCUCUACCAGAAGUAUAUAAGUUUAUGACAGACGAGUUAAACUCGGUGUUUCUUAAAGGUUAUUCCAUAGUUGGAGAUGGCACUACGCCUGCUCUAACGGCAUUGAUGACAGGUAAAUUUGAAUCGGAGCUUCCCGAAGCCCGUCGGCAAUUUCCUGGUGCAGCACCUCUCGACCGCUGGCCGCAUAUUUUCAAGGACUUCAAGGAACACGGUUACUCAACACUAUUCAGCGAGGACUGCCCGGCGUUUGGGGCAUUUAACUACCGACUGCACGGUUUCACAGAGCCUCCUACGGAUCAUUUCUCGCGCUAUUUCUGGCAAGCAGCUGGUGUGACGUCAGCUCAUUGUGUUCGCAGCCAACCUCAGCACCAAAUUCACUUUGAUUACAUCAAGUCGUUCUUUGAGGCUUACAGACAGCAGCCCAAGUUCGGCUUGUUUUUCCUCACAGACAUCUCGCACAACAACUUGCAAUCUAUUUAUGCGUGCAGUAGUGACUUUCUCGCAUUGUUAAGAGGUUUAUCUGAUGGGAACGUUUUAAACGACACGUUACUUAUUGUUAUGUCGGAUCAUGGCUUUCGCUACGGCCAGACAAGGGCUACGUUUCAAGGCAGAUUCGAAGAAAGGCUUCCGUUUAUGUCUCUGACAUUUCCAAAAUGGUUUCAACAGCAACAUUACGAUCUCAUGGAGACUAUCAAAGAAAACAGCAACAUUGUAACCUCCCCUUUUGAUUUACAUGCCACUUUCAAACACAUGCUCACUUAUCCCCAGCCUCCCGUUGACUUAUUAAGAGGAGAGAGUCUGUUAAGCUAUAUUAAUAAAUCACGUCACUGCGAGAGAGCUGGGGUGGCCGAGCAUUACUGCCCAUGCGUACAAUGGAAAGAAAUUAACACACGCUCAAGUCACGUGCAGCGUGCAGCUCAGGCGGUUGUUGAUCACGUGAACAACUUAACUGCGUCAGACCCACUGGGCUUAAACCUUUGCUCUCGUUUACAGCUACACGAAAUCUCGGCAGCCUAUCAAAAACUUCCAAACUUAAAAGUUGCACAAUUCAUCGGGUCGUCUGACAUACACGGAAGAAAGCCAAUGUUUUCCACGGGUUCUGGCACAGUUGAUGAAUGCUUAUACCAAGUACAGCUUCAGACUGUCCCCGGAAACGGGUUAUACGAAGCUUCGGUGAAUUUCCAAGAUGGUAAAUACCGGAUCACGGGUGAUAUAAGCAGGAUAAACCUGUAUGGUGAGCAGCCCAGAUGCAUUGUGGAUAAAAGGCCUGAUUUACGGAAAUACUGCUUGUGUAAGGAUUACCAAGGAUAAUAAUCUAGAAAUAUAUCUGGCCCCUCCCUAGCGAUCUGAUUGGCUGACUCGUUUAAGAUUUCGCCAGUUAUCAUUUCUAUAUUUUUUUAUAAAAAUAAACGAGACAAAAAAGGAAAAUAUUUUCUAACAUAUUAUCAUAUCUAAUAAAUUAACGAUUGCUUCCAUAUUUUCAAAUAGCGUGAACAGUUUCAAAAACCUCGUUUAUAAACUGUUUAUUUAAUGACAAUAACUGAAAGCUACAGUAUUUUGUAUGCGCUACACAUUAAUUGAUUUCGGAAUUAAAAAUCAGCAGCUAGAGAGACAGAGUAUUUUUUUCUUGUCGUUAAAAACCCCUGCACAAAAGAAUUUAAUUUAAGGACAAAAAUAUUGAUAACCGUGAUAAACAACUUUUAUGUUUUUUCCAGUGAUUAAGCAGCCCUUUUAUUUAUGGCUUUUUUCAGCGGGUUUCGGAAGAAAUUUCUCAUGACACAAAUUAUAUGUUUGUGAAGAUCUUUUAAUUUAGAGUCUUGUAGUAAUUCUAAUGACCUUAAAAG